This is a messenger RNA of Phaedon cochleariae (mustard beetle), 1713 nucleotides long. The record is from the annotation of a GenBank genome assembly. NCBI's taxonomy places the organism in Eukaryota, Metazoa, Arthropoda, Insecta, Coleoptera, Chrysomelidae.
AUGGAGACGGUUCAUCGCAUUUACAAGUAUUUGAUCAUAGCCAGUUAUUUUUCUUACUGGCAAUGUGUUAAUGGUGCUGAUGAUGCAAAUGGAUGGGGUUACCCAAGUAAGAUACUCCCACUUGACAAAUUUGGAAACAAGAGCUAUUAUUUUGUCCAUUCUUUCAAGGCAACUUUUUUAGAAGCUAAUCAGUUUUGUCAGGAUGUGCAUAUGAGGCUGCUCAGCGUGACUUCUAGAGAAGAAAAUACAUUUCUUUACAAUAAAGUACAGGAAUAUAAAAAAGACGACGUUUACUGGACCUCGGGCACAAGACUAGUGGACGGCAAUGAUUAUAUUUGGUUGUCUAUUGGAGAACCGCUCAAAUAUAAAAACUUUCAUGUCAACCAACCUGAUAACCCAAACGACUAUUGCCUUCGACUGUGGCUGACAAGAAAUGUUGAUCUGCAAUUUGAUGACACUGCCUGUUAUUUCUCUCUUUACUUCAUCUGCGAAAGAGAAGACAACCAGGUAGAUCAACCGAAUAAAAUCAAUCAAAAUUGGGAAAAUAUAUUCGAAGACAUUUCUACGGCGCCUGAUGUCAAAUUGUUCUCCUACAAAAACAAGAGCUACUAUGUCAAUCAUUAUUUCGAAGCGACUUACCUACAAGCAGUUCAGUUUUGCCAGCUUGUUGACAUGGAACUGCUCUCCAUAGAGUCUGCGGAUGAAAAUACUAUGUUGUACCAAGAAAUACGCAGUAGCAUGGCUGGAAACAAAUUCUGGUCAUCUGGUACUAGACUGAUCGACGAUAACAAUUGGUACUGGUUGCCAACUGGUAACAAAAUAAACUACUAUAAUUGGCAAGCAAGCAGGCCGGUGAAAACUUCCGACAGAAAGUGUAUUCAACUCAACCAAGAUAUCAACAAUGGGCUCUUCUGGAGUGAUGAGAAGUGUGAUGGCAAGUCGUACUUCAUAUGUCAAACAUCUACGAAAAAUAUCCGUACAAGAAAUUGCCCAAUUUCCCCCACAGGUAAUAGCUGUCCUGUUCAACCUACCACUCCAUCAGCCACUGUGGUUCCCUCCCCACACCCAUCAACUGUCAGGGAGAAGAAAUAUUACUUUGGAACUGAAAGACUUACAUACAACGAAGCAAUUAAGUCUUGUCAGGAUAAAUCCAUGCAGCUUGUCAGCAUCCAGAAUAAGGAACAGAAUGAUGCUAUAAAUACCCAGCUACAACAAAGCAAUAUCAGUGGAAGUUACUGGACAUCUGGAAACAGAAUAGCAGACAAGCAGACUUGGUACUGGCUGAACAACGAGAAGAUAACCUAUUUCAACUGGGCCCCAGGAGAGCCCAACAACCGCAAGGAGAAUGAGUAUUGCAUCGAGAUUUCCAGAUCCAUCAGUGAUUCCAAGUGGAAUGACGAUCCCUGUGAGAAAAAUAAUUUCUACAUCUGUGAAAGUUGGAUUGAAACACCUGGACAGGGACAAUGCAGUGGCAGUUCGCCAGUGGUCAACAUCUACGUCAACAACAACAUCGUCACUGCCAAUGGUACUGUGUUCGACAGCAACAGAAUAUCCACAACAUCCAAUACCAAGCCAGGAAACGGCUUGGAAGUCAAUAACAACAUAAUUGAGCCUGGCAUUGCCCCGGUAGCUGCUACUACCAAGUUACCUGUAAAGACCAAAGUUAAUCAUGGGAUUUACAGGGAACAUUCUACAAAACAUAAUAAAAAUUAA